Anopheles gambiae (African malaria mosquito) is the source of this 637-nucleotide messenger RNA. RefSeq lists its product as uncharacterized. The record is from RefSeq and is a predicted model, not a curated record. NCBI's taxonomy places the organism in Eukaryota, Metazoa, Arthropoda, Insecta, Diptera, Culicidae. The transcript has 2 exons. The coding region runs from base 132 to 479 and encodes 115 amino acids.
UUCGCGCCUUUUCACUCUUGACACCAAGGAAGCGUUGAACCAUUUCGGCUGUCAUUACAUUUGUGGGUUGCGUUUGAUCAGUUGUGUUCGCUUGUAUUAACACUAAAAGCUAAAACCAAAUUAUUUUCAAAAUGUCUAAUAUGAAACGUGCUAGGAAGACAGGAAAUAUGUAUCAUCGGGCGAAUAAAUAUUCGAUAAUGGGUCCAUCACGCCAAGACCAGCAGGAGGCAAGCUCAAGUCGACACAACGUAGAGGAAUUUAGUGCCGCAUAUGAAUGGCAAAAUAAAUAUGAUGAUGCAAUGGAGGAUGGCCAUCAGGAUACCGUGCAGCACGAUGAAGGGGAUUCUGUGCAGGAUGGCGAUGCAAACUUCACGGAUGAUAGCGAUGUCGAAGCUGGUAGUGCGUUAAAUAUUGAUAAUAUGUCUAUAGAGGAUGGGAUACGAUAUUGGGCACUAUCGAAUAAUCAAACCCAUCAGUAGAUAAAUAUGGUGCUGCGUCUGUUCAAAAAACCAGGGGAGAAAGUACCGGCAUCUGCCAAAACGCUGCUUAAAACUAAACGAAAUCCAUCAUCGGAGAUAAAGGAUAUCGAUGGAGGACAAUUUUGGUAUCGAGGAUUCAGAAGUUGCCUAUUAAAUUA